This is a messenger RNA of Eptesicus fuscus (big brown bat), 4456 nucleotides long. It is a transcript of the gene PSMA2, whose product is annotated as proteasome 20S subunit alpha 2. The record is from RefSeq and is a predicted model, not a curated record. The coding region runs from base 47 to 751 and encodes 234 amino acids. The transcript has 8 exons. Gene Ontology annotation, biological process: ubiquitin-dependent protein catabolic process. Lineage: Eukaryota; Metazoa; Chordata; Mammalia; Chiroptera; Vespertilionidae. Gene Ontology annotation, cellular component: proteasome core complex, alpha-subunit complex; proteasome core complex.
ACGCAGUGCGCAGGUGCGAGAACGUGCUUUGCCUCUCCGGGUAAAGAUGGCGGAGCGCGGUUACAGCUUUUCGUUGACUACUUUCAGCCCAUCUGGUAAACUUGUUCAGAUUGAAUAUGCUUUGGCUGCUGUAGCUGGAGGAGCCCCUUCAGUGGGAAUUAAAGCUUCAAAUGGUGUAGUAUUAGCAACAGAGAAGAAACAGAAAUCCAUUCUGUAUGAUGAGCGAAGUGUACACAAAGUGGAGCCAAUUACCAAACAUAUAGGCUUGGUAUAUAGUGGCAUGGGCCCAGAUUACAGAGUGCUUGUGCACAGAGCUCGAAAACUAGCUCAGCAAUAUUAUCUUGUUUACCAAGAACCCAUUCCCACAGCUCAGCUGGUACAGAGAGUAGCUUCUGUGAUGCAAGAAUAUACCCAAUCAGGUGGUGUUCGUCCAUUUGGAGUUUCUUUACUAAUUUGUGGUUGGAAUGAGGGGCGACCAUACUUAUUUCAGUCAGAUCCAUCAGGAGCUUACUUUGCCUGGAAAGCCACAGCGAUGGGAAAGAACUAUGUGAAUGGAAAAACUUUUCUUGAGAAAAGAUAUAAUGAAGAUCUAGAACUUGAAGAUGCCAUUCAUACAGCCAUAUUAACCCUAAAGGAAAGCUUUGAAGGGCAGAUGACAGAAGAUAACAUAGAAGUUGGAAUCUGCAAUGAAGCUGGAUUUAGGAGGCUUACUCCAACUGAAGUUAAGGAUUACUUGGCUGCCAUAGCAUAAUGAAGUGACUGAAAAUCUGGAAUUGCAGAUAAUCUCUAUACUUAAACAUGUUUAAAGUAUGUUUUGUUUUGCAAACUUUUUGCAUACUUAUUUCUACAUGAUAUAAUGGAUCAGUGUUUUUAAAAUGAUACUUAUAACUCAUAAUAAACUGUUAAAUCCAACUUUCAGAUUUUUAGGAGUUAGUAAAAUUUUAAAAUAGUUAUUUUCUGCUUUUUAUCUCGGUUGAUUUCUGGAAACUAUGUUGCAAAACAGAAUGGUGAAGUCAUUCUUUAUUCUUCAUGCAAUUUUGGUUAAGUCAAAUCUUAUCCUCUUUCUUUACUACCAGAUAUUGUCUAUGCUUCAGUAAAGCAAAAUGCCGAUUUUGGUAAACACUGUUUUUAGAGCUGAGAAAAUCUACAGACGUUCAUGUAUUCCUGAGACAAGGUAGGAAGUGUAGAUGCUGCUUAGGCACCACUAGGUGUGGGUCAGUGGAACCCUAGGUGGUUCUGUGAAAUAGCACUGGAGCUUAGAAGAGUGCUAAGCCAAAUAGUCUCCUAUGGGAUAUAAAUUAUGUAAGUGAAAAAUUAUGUGCUGGUUCUUGUUGGUUUCUCCAUCACAAGUAGAUAAGUGUAUUGUAAAAGACCUCCUUAGAGUCUAGAACAGACUUUUUAAAUUUAAGGAUGAACAUGAGUGCUGGAAAUAAAAUACUAAUACUUAAGCGUCAAAAUUAUGGUUUAAGACUCCCUCAUUCAUGUAAUCUCAGAGUAUUCAGAAUCUUGACUGCAAAUUAGGGUCCAUACAAUCAAGCAGGUGAUUCAGAGUAUCUGAACUCUGUUUUCAUUAUAUGUGAAGGCGUAGUAUAGUUUUCUUUUGUCGUUUUUUUUUUUAAUGUUUUUACUGAUUUUAGAGAGAGGGAGAGGGAGAAAGAUAUAAACAGUGAUGAGAGAGAAUCAUUGAUCCCCUGACUCCUGUACAGCCCCUAUGGGGACUGAGCCCACAACAGGGUCAUGGAACUGAAUUGUGCCUGAUUCAUGGGUUGAUACUGAACCACUGAGCCACACCAACUGGGCUGCUUGGUCUUUUUAAAAAAUAUUUUUUAUUGACUUUUUUUUUUUUUUUUUUAAGAGAGGAAAAGAGAGGGACAGAGAGAAACAUUGAUGAGAGAGUAACAUCAAUCGGCUGCCUUCUGCACACGCCCCACUGGGGAUUGAGCCUGCAGCCCAGGUAUGUGCCCUGACUGGGAAUGGAACCGGUGACCUUUUGAUUCAUUGGUGGGCACUCAACCACUGAGCCACACCAGCUGGACUUCUUUGUCUUUUUAAAGAGAUCUUAGGAUAAGAGAAAUCACAUCAUUAGUCUGGCUUAUAGAACAUAGGGAGGGUUUAUGAGUGUCAUUAUUUUUACCAACAGAUACUAGCAUUUCCAUGAUUAAAUGUAGCUAAAAAGGUUUUGAUUAAAAUUUAGCCAACUUUAGGGAAAGAGUCUUCGAGAAUUGUCAGGAUUCCCAAUUACAACACCUCUAUCUCAUUCUAAGUGGCAGAAGCAUUAUUAUGGUACAUGCCAACUUCUUAUUUCAAGACUAGAGGCUCGAUGCACAAAAUUCAUGCAAGAGAAGGCCUUCCUUCCCCAGGCUGCUGGCACCAGCUUCCCUUUGGUACCCGGGGCCUGGGCUUCCCUUGCAGCCCCGCCUUUGUCCGGAAGGACAUCAAGUCUAAUUAGCAUAUUACACUUUUAUUAUUAUAGAUGUUUGUCUUGAAGGCUUCAUCUAAUCUUUCCUUAUGGGUUCUUGAUAUAUUGUGAAUCCAACACACUAGAAAGAGAAGGUAGUGAUAAAAAGGAAUGGUUUUUAGUCAGGUCUCCCCUCUCCCACUUACUGCCUAAGUGACAGCACAAGUUAAUUAUCUCAGAGGGUUUUCUGAAAGUAUAUUUUAAUAAUGCAAGUGAAAGGCCUGGCAAGGAUAAUGAUUUGGCUAAGUACUGCCUUUGAAUUUGCUCUCUGAUAUCAAAUUAAAAAAAACAGAGGGAUGCUGAAAUUCUACAAAUCAAAGAAGGGAAAGUAAAGGCAUUUAUAUUUAGGACAAAAAGAAACCACAUGCAGUUUCUUAUUGGAUGUUUACAGAAUAAAGAGGAAAAAUUAGCUGAAAUGGAUUGGUGUCAAGAGUCUAAUCUCUGCCUACAGCCACAUUAAAUAUGAAGCCCAGUUCAAUUGAAGCUGCCUGGAACACUUCGCCCUUGUUCUGUUUGUUCUUUUCAUUUGCCUUAAAAUAAAUCCUUUAUGUCUAGAUUCUUUGGUUUAGCAAUCCAUUCCAUGCAACUCUAAAUGUCCCAAAUUCUAGUCAUUUCCAGCCUGUAGAUUCUAGCUGUUGUUGACUAUUACAGAUAUCCCCCAUUUUAACCCCCUUUACCCCUUCCACCCAGUCCUGGCCUUCACUACAAUAUUGUCUAUGUCCAUGGGCUAUGCAUCUAUGCAUAUGUUCUUUGGUUAAUCUCUUCUUGUCCCCAGCAUCCACCUCCCCUGUGAUCUGUCAGUCUGUUCCACAUAUCCAUGUCUUUGGACCUAUUUGUUCAUCAGUUUAUUAUGUUCAUUAGAUUACACAUGUAUAAGAUCAUGUGAUACUUGUCUUUCUCUGGCUGGCUUAUUUCACUUAGCAUAAUCUCUAGGUCCAUCCAUGUGGUCUCAAAGGUAAUAUCCUUUUUUUUUUUUUACAGCAGCAUAGUAUUCCAUGACGUGAAUGUACCAUGGUUUUUUGUAAAUGUACCACAGGUUUUUUAUCCACUAAUGAACUGAUGGGCACUUGGGCUAUUUUCAGAUCUUGGCUGUUGUAAAUAGCACUGUUAUGAACAUAGGGGUGCAUAUAUUCUUUCUGAUUGGUGUUUUGGGAUACUUAGGAUAUAUUCCCAGAAGUGGGAUCUCUGGGUUAAAUGGCAGUUCCAUUUUAAUUUUAAGAGGAAACUUCAUACUGUUUUCCACAGUGGCUGCACCAGUCUGCAUUCCCACCAGCAGUGUUCUAGGGUUCCCUUUUCUCUACAUUCUCCCCAGCAUUUGGUUGUUGAUUUAUUGAUGGAAACCAUUCUGGUAGGUGUGAGGUGAUACCUCAGUGUAGUUUUAAUUUGCGUCUCUGAUGAUUAAUGAUGUUUUAAUGCGUCUAUUGUCCAUCUGUGUGCCCUUUUUGGAGAAGUGUCAAACCCAGAGACCUAAAGUAACCUAAGAAUGGUUUGAAAUUAUAAACUUUAACCAAAAGCAGUUUAUGGCAGGUAAUCAUGUACUAAGCUAGAAUCUUCCCUGACAAAAGUCAAUUUUUACCUUAACUAAGCCUAUCUAUUGUCUUUUGCAUCUAUGAUAACAUUCCUUUGGAUUGUCAGGGUAACUCCCCUUUCUCCAGACCCCUCAGGGCACAGCCAAUGCCCCUGCACUGGGGCAGAGACCGUUAUCAUCAUGUUAAUUGUUGGCUGUCAACUAUCCCAUACCCAUCUCUGUAAGAUACAUGUGUCUAUCAUUUUACUUUUCAUCCAGUCCCAGAGGUUCCCCUCCCCAUUUGCUUUCUCCUGCCUCCCUAAUCAAUCACCAAUGAAUUUCAUGUAACCCACUUGUGUCUUCUGUUUUCAUUGUAAUGCAUAAAAUAAGGUGCAAAACUGCCAUUCUCUGGAGCAUUAUCUCAAUGCAUUGAGAUCUUCUUUCCCAGCAAUUGUGGACAGUUUGGCUCAAAUAAACGCACAAAAAUUCUU